AGAAUGAAUUUCAACGAUGUGAUAUUUGUGUAAAUUUUAUAGUUUUUGGUUUUAAUUUAACAAAAUGUACAAAGGUUUUUCGCGAAUAUGGACCGUUUAUUGUAUAGAUAGGCUACAAACUUGCUCUGUACCCUAUACAAGUUCUUUUAAACGAGUGAGAAGUGCUAAGAUAGGAGAGUUAGGUUAUGUUUUUAAAAGAGGCAAGAAACAUGAUAAAGGGAAUCCUUCUGCACUCUUUGUGCCUGUUCCAGUAAAGCCAAACUCUGACGAUAUCAACAUAGGCGAAGAAUUCACAGGUCGACUUAAAAAACAAGAUUUACUUAAGAUUUUGAACAAGUUUUACCAAAAGCCAGAGGUUAGAGUACUUUCAGCAGAAAAUGGUUUAGAUGAUCAAUUAUUGCAUCAAGCGUUUUUAUCUUUUCGGAGACAUUGUUUAGAACAUGACCUGCCUCCAGAUUUACACAUAAUCAUUAGUGAUAUACUAGCAGGUGCUGGCCAUGUUGAUGACUUGUUUCCAUACUUCCUUAGGCAUGCCAGACUGGCUUUCCCUCAUUUAGACUGCUUAGAUGAUUUAAAGAAAAUCUCAGACUUAAGAACUCCUGCCAAUUGGUAUCCUCAAGCAAGAAAUAUAAACAGAAAGAUCAUUUUCCAUGCUGGGCCAACUAACUCGGGCAAGACUUACCAUGCAAUGGAGAAAUUUCUGUCUGCAAAAUCUGGUGUAUAUUGUGGGCCUUUAAAGUUAUUAGCAACUGAAAUUUACCACAAGUCCAACAGCAAAGGGACCCCAUGCGAUUUGAUAACUGGAGAAGAAAGGAGACAUGCAUCACAAUACAACACGAUAGCGGAAAAUCAAGAAGAAGAAGAAGAAGAUGAAACUACCUCAGAAAUAAAAUCUAUGAUACUAAAUGAACCAGAACUGACACCCUCUAAACAUGUUGCGUGCACCGUCGAAAUGACCUCAUUAAAUGAUAUUUAUGAUGUAGCCAUUAUAGACGAAAUACAAAUGAUUGGUGACAGAGGCCGAGGAUGGGCCUGGACUAGAGCCAUAUUAGGUCUACAGGCUGAAGAGAUACAUUUAUGUGGUGAAGCGGGUGCCAUUAAUUUAAUAGAAGAAAUAUGUAACACCACCGGUGAAGAAUUAGAGGUGAGAACAUACAAAAGGCUAACCGAGUUGAAAGUGGAGGGCACCGCUUUGGGUUCGCUGGACAAAGUGCGAGCGGGGGAUUGCAUUGUUUGUUUUAAUAAGAAUGACAUUUACAGUGUAAGUCGAGCGAUAGAACAGAGGGGUCACGAGGUAGCUGUGAUAUACGGUAGUCUACCGCCAGGGACGAAACUCGCUCAAGCCAACAAGUUCAAUGACCCCGACAGCUCGUGCAAAGUCAUGGUCGCCACAGACGCCAUAGGCCUAGGAAUUAACUUGAGCAUACGAAGGAUAAUAUUUUAUUCCCUAGUCAAACCGGUGAUAAAUGAGGACGGUGACAAGGAAAUGGACGUCAUCAGUGUAUCACAAGCUCUACAGAUCGCUGGCAGGGCGGGUCGCUACGGCAGCGCGUGGGAGACGGGCUACGUCACCACGUUCAGGGCAGACGAGCUGGGCACUCUCAAGGAGCUGCUGGGGCGGAGCCCCGACCCGGUGGCGCAGGCCGGCCUGCACCCCACGGCGGAACAGAUGGAGUUAUACGCGUACCAUCUGCCGCAUGCCAGCCUGAGCAGUCUCAUGGAUAUAUUCGUUCACCUCUGCACCGUGGAUGACUCGUUAUACUUCAUGUGCAAUACGUCGGCUUUCAAGUUCCUCGCUGAAAUGAUACAACAUGUGCCUCUGCCGCUCCGAGCACGAUAUGUGUUCUGCUGCGCACCCAUAAAUAAUAAACUGCCCUUCGUCUGUGCUACGUUUUUGAAGAUGGUCCGGCAAUACAGUCGCAACGAGCCGAUCACGAAGAGAUGGAUGUGCAACGUGGUGGACUGGCCGCUCCCCUCGCCCAAGACUAUCAUGGACCUCGUGCACUUGGAGGCCGUGUUUGAUGUGCUAGAGCUGUACUUGUGGUUGAGCUACAGAUUCCCCGACAUGUUCCCGGAGGUGCGGCUGGUGCGGGAGAUGGAGACUGAACUGGACGGCCUUAUACAGCAGGGCAUCUUCCAGAUCACAAGGUUACUAAGAAACUCUGAGGAGGUUAUGAAGGAAGAUAACGGCGAAGCGCGAACCGUGAGAGGCAAAACUCUCUCGCCCGGGAGAGAUGAGGCCAGAGGGAAACUGUCAGACAUGCUUGUGGCUAGGGGUCUCAUCACACCGCAGAUGCUGAAAAAACUGCAACAGGAGUUGACAUCGGAGAACGGGGACUUAAGUCCGAGGAGUCGGAAAGGCUCGAGGGGGAGAAAGAAGUGAAUAUACUGUAUAGUGUGUUAUAUUAUGUGAAUGUGUUGAAUUGAAUGAAUGCUGAAUAAAUUGUUAGUAGUUA
Molecule: messenger RNA, 2456 nt
Organism: Aricia agestis (brown argus)
Lineage: Eukaryota; Metazoa; Arthropoda; Insecta; Lepidoptera; Lycaenidae
Gene: Suv3
Product: ATP-dependent RNA helicase SUV3 homolog, mitochondrial
Exons: 15
Coding region: 65-2383 (772 amino acids)
Biological process (GO): RNA catabolic process; mitochondrial RNA 3'-end processing
Cellular component (GO): mitochondrial degradosome
Molecular function (GO): hydrolase activity, acting on acid anhydrides; ATP binding; RNA helicase activity
Source: RefSeq, a predicted model, not a curated record